AGCAGUGUGUAUGGUUGCUCAGCAGCCGCAGGAGCGACGGGGGUGGAAUGCAGAAUGUUUAGCUGGUUUCCUCGGUAACAGCACCCGGCCGAAGGGAGCAGUUAUGCUGGAUACACAGCGGAGCCGGUGCGAGUGGACAGCGGAGCCUUGAUUUUUACUAUGGCGGAAAGCAAGCAAGAGAGGAGCCUGACUCAUCUUUUAGAUGGCUUGGAAAAGGCCCACAGAGCCGAUGUUCAACUUUACACUUCAGGACACUUAAACCAUAACAAGCUUUAUAAGCCCCGAGAGAAUGUAAAACCAGGAUACUGGGACAGCGCCAAGACACCAACACGUUUCAUGACAGGAAGAAAGCAACUCCCAGCUCAAAAUAUAUGCAAUGAGACAGCCAAGAAGAUGAAAAAUACUUUGGCUGAUUUCACCCCCAGCACCACACCGGUUCCAGUGUGUGCCAAAUCUGCCUCUCCUAUCUACAGACACUCUCAGGCACUCCUGGCCAGUGUUGAUCGCCCAGUGAAUGGCCCAUUAACUUCUACUCCUUUGGAAAAGCAGUUGAAAGAGCUUAAAAAGAAAAUAGAGGAGGAAACUGACAGACUCAAUAAACCACUUAAAAGAGAAGAGUUAGAUGUGCCAGAGAUGAAGGUGUUGAAGUACAAGCCAGUUAAGAACAGCCGACGUUGUGCUGCUGAAGUUGCUAAGGACGAGUACCAGUUUAUACCUUCAUAUUUGGCUGGAGUGACUAAAACUGAUCAGUUUAACAAGUUUUUACAUUUUCAGAGGGAUUUUAUUGCCAAGCAUGAUCUGCUAGAGAAUGACAUCACCGGGAGCAAAGCAUCAGAGCGGCAUGAAAGGAAGUUGGCUCAGGAGCUCCAGAAGAUCUGUGAUUGUAACCGUCCCCAUUUCAAACGGUUGCAGGUCUUUGGGGAUGUGUUUGAAGAUAUUUGCAACAGCUCUUUGAUAUUUGGUGAUAUUCUGAAGGAAGUUAAGAAUGAAUAUGAGCUCUACAUGGUGAUACUUCUGGAUUCUCUGCCUACAACACAAUACAAGACACUGAUGGCUCAGGUGAAAGGUAUGGGGAAAAGACCUGUGAAGGCGCAAGAAAUAGAAGAGACCAGGCAAGAAGUACAGACCCUUGUGAAAAAAGCCAAAAGUGCCUUGGAGAGAAAUGAAGAACUCAGAAAUGAAUUAGAAAUUCAGUUGUGGGUGAGCCAGUCUCCUGAGAGUAAAACUGUUCCAGAGACCUCCGGUGACCAUGCUAUGAAACUGCCUGAAAAGAAACAUCUCUCCCUUGCUGAACAGAUUGAAUCUAUGCGGUGCCAAGUUCUCGCUAAGUGGGAGGAAAUGCAAGCGAUAGAGAAAGAGAUUCGAGAAACUAUGACUCAUGCUGGGAUGGCAAAUACUAUAGAGAAGACGGUUAAAGACAUAGAGGCUGAGGCUCUCAAACUCAACUCAGCCAACAGCUUCCUUCAACACCAAAUCAAAGAAGUUCAAGACAACAUCACAGACAUUUUAAAUAGACAGAAGGUCACCCAGGAAAAUCAGCGAAAGUUGUGGGAGUUACUGAAGAAAUUCUUGUCACUUGAGGAUAAUGAACCAACUUCAGACAAUUCAGAAGAACGUGUAGGAAGAUAAAUUGUAGAUGCCUUGAAUGUAUACUUGACACCUUGAAACCAUGCAAAUGAAAUCCAAAUAUGAAAAACUGAUGUUGAGUCUCGGAAUUAAGUAUAAUAAUGCAACUUCAGAAAUAGAAAUACAUACCAUUUUUUACACCAAUUAUCAUGGUUUGGUAUCCUGUAUAUAUAUAUAGAGAGAGAGAUUACUAUGUACUAUCUAGAAAAUGCUCUGCAUUAGUAAUAGCAAUUGUUUAAGUAGCUGUGCCUUUUCCAUGUAGCUUUCAAUAGAAGCUGCUCUUGCUUAGUGAUGGAACCUUUAUUAUGCAAGUGGCAGAGGUUAUUAAUUAAACUCCCAGGAUGGAACUCACAACUAAAAGCUAUUCACGUAAAUGGAAGCUGCAGCUUUUAAAUAAGAUCUAUUUAUAUCACUGUGUGCAAAGACUUUCUUGCAAGUACUGCAUACUGGACUUGAUUUGGACUGCUUUACAGUGGUAUGGCAUACUGGCACCUCUCCUGGCAGCCUUCUUGUUCUACAGAAUCUCAGCUUCCAUUUUAGA
Messenger RNA from Trachemys scripta elegans, 2167 nucleotides. RefSeq names its product chromosome 3 C6orf118 homolog (gene C3H6orf118). The record is from RefSeq and is a predicted model, not a curated record. The coding region runs from base 160 to 1629 and encodes 489 amino acids. Lineage: Eukaryota; Metazoa; Chordata; Testudines; Emydidae. The transcript is spliced from 10 exons.